Molecule: messenger RNA, 1272 nt
Organism: Drechmeria coniospora
Lineage: Eukaryota; Fungi; Ascomycota; Sordariomycetes; Hypocreales; Ophiocordycipitaceae
Product: biotin synthase
Exons: 2
Coding region: 1-1272 (423 amino acids)
Biological process (GO): biotin biosynthetic process
Cellular component (GO): mitochondrion
Molecular function (GO): biotin synthase activity; 2 iron, 2 sulfur cluster binding
Source: RefSeq, a predicted model, not a curated record
AUGGCGAGGGCCUCGAUGCUCGUUUCCGCCUGGAGCUCGUUCCGCCACCACCCGUCGACAGCAUCACAAUCCCUCCUCGCCUUGAGAGCAGGAUGGCGCCGGUGGCAGAGCCGUUCGGUUGCGGCGCCGGCCGAAGUGGCUAGGGCACCCCAUCAGCUCGUGCCCCCUCCCGCGCGGCCUGCCGAGUCUCUUCGGCAAGCAGAGGCGGACGACAUCUUUCGCCGUGCCGUCGCCGCCAAGGCUUCGCGGACGAGCUGGACGCGCGAGGAGAUUGCCGCCAUCUACUACCAGCCGCUCCUCGAGCUGGCUCAUCAAGCUGCACGUCUCCCCAGCAUCGUGCACAGGCGCUUCCACAGCGGCCGCGAGGUCCAGCUCUGCACCCUCAUGAACAUCAAGACGGGCGGCUGCACCGAGGACUGCUCCUACUGCGCCCAGGCCACGCGCUACCAAAAGGGCACCGGUCUCGAGGCGAAGCGUGUCGAGACGGUCGAAGCCGUGCUCGCCGCCGCUCGUGCGGCCAAGGACAAGGGAAGCACGCGCUUCUGCAUGGGUGCCGCCUGGCGGGACAUGCGCGGCCGCAAGUCGUCGCUGCGGAACAUUGCCGACAUGAUCAGGGGCGUGCGUGCCAUGGGCAUGGAGGUCUGCGUCACCCUCGGCAUGAUCGACUCGCGCCAAGCCCGCGAGCUCAAGGACGCCGGCCUGACGGCCUACAACCACAACGUCGACACGAGCCGCGAGUUCUACCCCUCCGUCAUCACCACGCGCACCUACGACGAGCGCCUCGAGACGCUGAGCCACGUGCGUCGCGCCGGCAUCAGCGUCUGCUCCGGUGGCAUCCUCGGCCUCGGCGAGUCGUCCGAGGACCGCGUCGGCCUGCUCCAUACCCUCUCGACCCUGCCGACCCACCCGGAGAGCUUCCCCGUCAACGCCCUCGUGCCCAUCAAGGGGACGCCGCUCGGCGACGCCCUGCCCGUCGCCUUCACGAGCGUGCUGCGCACCGUCGCGACGGGCCGCAUUCUCAUGCCCGAGACCAUCAUCCGCAUCGCCGCCGGCCGCAAGGCCAUGUCCGAGGAGAAGCAGGCGCUGUGCUUCAUGGCCGGUGCCAACGCCAUAUUCACGGGCGACAAGAUGCUGACGACCGACUGCAACGGCUGGGACGAGGACGGCGCCAUGCUUGGCCGCUGGGGGCUGGAGCCCAUGAGGAGCUUUGACAAGACGGCCGCGGCGGGGGCCGACGACGGAGCAUGUCGGCAACGACGCCACGAGGAAUGA